AUGGCGGACAUCGUAAAACAGAUCAUAGCAAGACCGAUUCAAUUGGCAGACCAAAUCGUAAAAGAGGCAGAUUUUGCUUGCUCAUUCAAACAAGAUUGCGCCGAUAUCAAAAGCAGGACAGAGAAACUUGGUGUUCUCCUCCGACAAGCCGCACGUUCAAGCAAUGACCUUUAUGAACGACCCACCCGCCGGAUCAUCGAUAAUACAGAACAGAUUUUAGACAAGACUCUGCAACUUGUAUUCAAAUGCAGAGCUAAUGGCUUACAACGGGUGUUCACCAUCAUCCCCGCCGCCGCCAUUAAGAAAUUUUCACAGCAGAUUGAGAAUUCAAUCGGAGACGUGUCAUGGCUCCUCCGUGUCUCAACUCCGGCGGAGGAACGUCACGAUGAGUGUGUUGGGUUGCCGCCUAUUGUAGCCAAUGAGCCAAUGCUUUGCUUGAUAUGGGAGCAAAUUGCAGUCCUUUGUUGUGGGACCCUUGAUGAUCGAGCCGAUGCAGCGGGAUCACUUGUUUCAUUGGCACGUGAUAAUGAUAGAUACGGUAGAUUGAUUGUAGAAGAAGGUGGUGUGCCACCUCUUUUGAAACUAGCUAAAGAAGGUAGAAUGGAAGGGCAAGAGAGCGCGAUUCGAGCAAUAGGUUUGCUCGGUCGUGACGCAGAGAGCGUCGAACAAAUCGUCAAUGCAGGCGUCUGUUCGGUGUUCGCAAAAAUACUUAAAAAAGGGCACAUGAAGGUUCAAAUUAGUGUCACAUGGGCCAUAUCCGAGUUAGCAGCCAACCAUCCAAAAUGUCAAGACCAUUUCUUGCAAAACAACACGAUUCGGUUACUCGUGAGUCAUUUAGCAUACGAGACGAUUGAAGAACAUAGCAAAUACACGAUUGUUAACAAAAACAAUAUGCCAAACAAUAUGCCAUCGAUGCAUGCGGUUGUUGUCGCGAAUUCGGAUCACAAUGCUAAGAAUUUGCAAGAUAACAACGAUAAGUGCCACGUGGCACGUCCCGGUGGUCUAGAUUCAAGUGAAAUGCAUCAAACGAGUAAUAGUGUUACCAUUAAAUCGGGGCCUAGUAUGAAGGUAAAUCAAACCUCACCACAACAACGAAGAGAAAAGAGUAGAAGACGUGUUGCAUUGCCAGGGGCAAGCAUCAAAAGGAGGGAAUUCGAAGAUCCGGCCACAAGAGUUGAAAUGAAGGCGAUGGCGGCUCGAGCCCUAUGGCACCUUUGCGCCGAUAACUUCUCCAUUUGUAAAACAAUAACAGAAUCCCGAGCACUUUUGUGCUUUGCAGUUCUCUUGGAAAAAGGUGAAGAUGAAGUAAAAUAUAACUCAACAAUGGCAUUGAUGGAAAUCACUGCGGUGGCUGAACGUCAAGCUGAGUUGCGACGUUCAGCCUUUAAGCCAACGUCCCCAACAGCUCGUGAGGUUGUGGACAAGCUGCUUAAAAUUGUUAACAAAGGAGACUCGGAUCUCCUUAUCCCAAGCAUCCAAUCAAUUGGAAACUUGUCCCGCACAUUUCGAGCCACUGAAACGAGGCUCAUCCCUCCUUUGGUGAGGCUUCUUGAUGAGAGGGAAUCUGAGGUGUCAGCAGAGGCAGCUAUUGCACUUAUAAAGUUCGCAUGCACGGAUAACUAUUUGCACGUGAACCAUUGCAAGGCGAUAUUAGAGGCGGGAGCGCCUAAGUACUUGAUUCAACUAACUUAUUUUGGGGAACAAAUGGCACAGUUACCGGGCUUAAUUCUUCUUUGCUAUAUCGCGUUACAUGUGCCCGAUAGCGAGACAUUAGCUCAAGAAGACGUGCUGAUUGUGCUUCAAUGGGCGUUGAAACAAGGUCAUUUAAUGCAAGAUUCUUCUUUAGAAACACUUGUUUUGGAAGCCAAACAGAGAUUGGAGAUUUUUCAAUCGAGGGCAUUAUAUUGA
Lactuca virosa is the source of this 1908-nucleotide messenger RNA. The record is from the annotation of a GenBank genome assembly. NCBI's taxonomy places the organism in Eukaryota, Viridiplantae, Streptophyta, Magnoliopsida, Asterales, Asteraceae.